Fusarium coffeatum is the source of this 2172-nucleotide messenger RNA. RefSeq lists its product as uncharacterized. The transcript has 2 exons. NCBI's taxonomy places the organism in Eukaryota, Fungi, Ascomycota, Sordariomycetes, Hypocreales, Nectriaceae. Gene Ontology annotation, molecular function: structural constituent of nuclear pore; phospholipid binding. The record is from RefSeq and is a predicted model, not a curated record. Gene Ontology annotation, cellular component: nuclear pore central transport channel; nuclear pore. Gene Ontology annotation, biological process: protein import into nucleus; RNA export from nucleus. Bases 1 to 2172 code for a protein of 723 amino acids.
AUGUCGUUCAGCUUCGGAAACACAAGCUCUUCGGGCGCAUCGAACAACAACACGACAUCGACUGCGCCAGCUUCUGGCAACCUGUUUGGAGCUGCUACUGGGAGCCCCGGCUUCUCGUUCGGCUCUAUCGGUGGUUCCGCCGCCGGUAACAACUCGACACCUACCGCCAACACUACAAGCAACUUGUUCGGUGGUCAACAAAGCGGCGCAACAGCUCAGAAGCCCGCUGGAGGUCUGUUUGGCGGCGGCGCGACUGCGAACAACACCUCUACUACACCCUCCUCCAGCGGUAUCUUCGGCGGAGGAGGCUCUACUACUCCUGCGACAGGCGGGCUUUUUGGAGGAGGUGCCUCUACCACGCCUGCAGCAACUACAGCUCCUUCCAGCGGUGGAAUGUUUGGCGGCGGCGGCACUACUACGGCCCCUGCAUCUGGAGGGCUGUUUGGAAACGCAGGAAACAACACAAGCAAGCCUGCCAGCAACCUCUUCGGAGGUGGUGGCUCCUCUGCCGCUGCUGGUAGCACUGGUGGUCUGUUUGGCCAGAACAACGCCAACCAGACCUCAACUGCCACCACCGCAGCCCCUUCAACGUCAGGUUUGUUCGGUAACGCUGCUGCUGGCGCUGCUACUCCCGCUAAGCCUACCUUUUCUUUACCAUCAACGACCCCAGCUGGAGCACCGCCUACCGAUGCCGCGAAGCCUGCCGGUGGAUUGUUUGGCAACACUGGUGCACAAGCCUCCACCGGAUCCUCUGGACUAUUUGGAAACGCAGCAAAGCCAGCAACUACCACCACAUCGUCUGCUCAGCCUAGCACGACGGCUUCAGCAACGCCUGGUGGUCUUUUCGGUGGAGGAGGCCAGUCUGGGAACAGCACUCCUGCCGGAGGUCUUUUCGGAGCAAAGCCAGCAGCUGCCCCUUCUCCCGCUCCUGCUGCUGGUGGCUUGUUCGGCGCAAAGCCUGAAGGAGCUGCCCCUGCUGCCGCAUCACAAGGAGGCUCAGCCCCUUCUACCACUGCAACAUCUCUGUUCGGUGCUAAGCCUGCAGCCCCAGCGACUUCGACAGCAGGCUCAGCACCAGCUGGUGGCCUCUUUGGUGGCGGCGCAACAACUUCCGCUGCAUCUGGAAGUUCCACCACCGCCACAGCCGGAGGACUGUUCGGAAACAAGCCUGCGACCACCACGACUUCUGCUGCAACUCCUGCUGCGACUUCAACUGCUGGCGGUCUUUUUGGCGGCGCUCCUAAGCCCUCUACCGAAACACCUACCACAAAGCCAGCUGGUGGCUUGUUCGGCGCUCCUGCUAGCAGUCAAGCAGCAGGCUCGACAGCUGCUACCACUGCUACCACUGGCGCAUCAACGACCACGUCUGCUCCAGCAACGGGCUCUACUCCUGCUCCAGCCAGCAGUUUGUUCGGUGCGAAGCCAGCCACAGAUGCCAGCAAGGACGCGGUUAAGCCUGCGACUACCAGCACCACUCCCGGUCCUCUGGGCGCCUCUACAACUGGCCCAACAUCCCAGAUGGCCCGCCUCAAGAACAAGACCAUGGAAGACAUUGUGACAAGAUGGGCAUCGGAUCUUUCCAAGUAUCAGAAAGAAUUUAAGGAGCAAGCUACUACCGUGUCUACUUGGGAUAGAAGCCUUGUAGAGAAUGGCGAGAAGAUCCAGAAGCUCUACCUCGAUACGUUUGAAGCCGAGCGAGCGAGCCACGAAAUCGAGCGACAACUUGCUGCUGUCGAGAGUCAACAAGAUGAGCUUGAGGCAUGGUUGGACCGUUAUGAGUCCGAGGUUCAAGACAUGUUCGCUAAACAGCUUGGCCCUGGCGAACAGUUGGCUGGACCUGAUCAGGAACGUGAGCGUACUUACAAGCUGGCUGAGAAGCUCACACAACAGUUGGAUGAGAAGUCCCGUGAUUUGUCCAAGAUGGUUAAGGAAAUCAACGACAUUUCUGGUACAUUGAACAAGGGCGCUAAACCCGAGGACCCUCUAAGCCAAAUCGUCCGGGUCCUUAACGGCCACCUGACACAGCUGCAGUGGAUUGAUGCUAAUGCCUCGUCACUACAAGCCAAGGUGGCAGCUGCUCAGAAAUCAAGCAGCAACCUGGGAAGCCACUAUGCUGGCUCGGAUAAUGAUGCGGCGGAGAGCUUCUAUCGCUCAUACAUGGGACGGCGAUGA